CAUCAUUAAUCAUCACUAUUUUUUUCUGAUUUAACAAACAGUUUUGAUAAAGAUGUUAAGAGGAAUAAUUCCACAUACGAGACCAGCGAGGGUUUUGGGGGCCAGAUGGUUGUCAUUCAAAACAUAUCCCACCCCUAACCCAGAUGCAUUGAAAUUCGUUUCGGUAGAGAAGGAGAUAUUACCAUUAGAAAACAAGACCUUUGAAUUCACAUCUUCAUUACAAGCCAUUCACUCUCCCUUGGCAUUGAAGUUGUUCAAGUUGCCCGGAGUCAAGUCCGUGAUGUUGGGGCCCGAUUUUUUGACCGUCAACAAACAGGAUCAUGUGAAUUGGCUGAACUUGAGACCCGAUGUCACUGAGUUGAUGGAUAAGUUUUUAACCGAUGGCAAGGAUCCCGUUAUAACCAGAGAGUUGAUAGACGAAACACAACGUCAAAUGAGUGCUGAUGAGGCUGAUGACCUGGAGGUGGUUUCAAUGAUCAAAGAGUUGAUAGAAACCAGAAUAAGACCUGCCAUUCAAGACGAUGGUGGGGACAUUGAAUACAAAGGAUUUGAUGAAGAAACCGGUACCGUGUUUUUGAAGUUGCAGGGAGCUUGUAAAUCAUGUUCUUCGAGUGAAGAUACUUUGAAGCAUGGAAUGGAGUCGAUGUUGAAACACUAUAUUGAAGAAGUGGAGAACAUCGAGCAGAUCUUGGACCCAGAGGAAGAAAUAGCCCUCAAGGAAUUCGACAGGUUGGAGGAGCAAAUUAAGGCUAGAAAGGUCGCCAGACUGUCAGGUUCUUCUUCUGUUGCACCACCAGCUUUAUGAUUUAUGGUGCCCACUCAUUUGCAUUCUCUCUCCCUCCAUAUUUAUCUAUUUAUAAGGUGUACAUUACGACAAAAUAUAUUUAUUCUAACUUG
Molecule: messenger RNA, 897 nt
Organism: Yamadazyma tenuis ATCC 10573
Lineage: Eukaryota; Fungi; Ascomycota; Pichiomycetes; Serinales; Debaryomycetaceae
Gene: NFU1
Biological process (GO): iron-sulfur cluster assembly
Cellular component (GO): mitochondrion
Molecular function (GO): iron ion binding; 4 iron, 4 sulfur cluster binding
Source: RefSeq, a predicted model, not a curated record